Seriola aureovittata is the source of this 2412-nucleotide messenger RNA. RefSeq lists its product as uncharacterized. The record is from RefSeq and is a predicted model, not a curated record. The transcript has 7 exons. Lineage: Eukaryota; Metazoa; Chordata; Actinopteri; Carangiformes; Carangidae. Bases 271 to 957 code for a protein of 228 amino acids.
ACAUUCGGUUUCCCGGUGAGCGCGCGCUUCCCGGGCUGUAGCUGCCUGUCAUCGCUGGGGCUGACAUCACACAGAGGAUUCGCCACAAUGUCAAACAUCCACCAGCAGCGCGAGCUCAUGGCUUCCCCGCGCCACAAUGAGAAGCAUCGCCGCGUUCUCCUGCUCAUUCUCUAAAUACAAAACUCCAUUCAUCUUUUUAUGGGUUUAUUCCAUGUUCCCGGACAGGAUGCGUUUGAGGUCUAUGUGAGUGUGUGAGCCAGGUCAGAGGUCAUGCUGCGGAGGGAAUCUGACUCACACGGCCUCUUUUCCUCCGGAGAGACGUCUGACAAUGACUGUGAGAUGGGGGCGAGCUGUGGAGAGGUAGAUGAAGUGUGUCUGUGCGAGGCCGGUCCCUGUACACUUUAUUCAGAAGCACACACGCCUACGCCGGACACACUGCUGUGUGAACACUGUGGAAAAAACAGAGUAAUGUUAACCAGGUACUCUGAGGGAUACGGCACAGAGGAGGAGUGUGUAUUAUCUGACCCUCAGGGGGAGAGUGAUGCAGAUGCUGAUAUAGAGGAUACAGAUUGCAGACUCCAGGAGCCGGGAUCUCUCCAGCGAAUCAGCUCGCGGAGACGCAAGCGUCCACGGGUAGCGCGGCAAGACACCACAGAGAGUGAAGACGAUGGUGGGAGGAGUCACAGAUCCCAUCGCUGGAACCUCAGGCUCAGUCCUGACAGAGCACACAGCAGAACCAUACUGGAGGAGAGCAUAUCACAGGUCAGGCCGCUGAUCAUCUGCCGGCCAACCACGGAGAGGCAGACGAGUCCAGUCGAGCUGCCCCGAGGCUCCAAGCUGAUGUCUCUGUGGCCGUCGUCCCUCUCUUUUCCUCUUAUCCUCCUCCUCUCGCUGCCCCUCUCCCUCUCCCUCGUCAUUGUUAUCGUGUCUUUCCUCCUACCGUGGGCCAGCGCUUGACCCGACAUUUCUGUACAUCAAUAGGUUCAUUCCAACAACUACACAAAGUUCCACCAACUCCUGAAAUGUAGUGGAUAGCACAAACUGGAAAGAAAUAUGUAUUGGGUCUUUUAAACAAACUAAUAUUUUAGAAAUCUUUAAUUCUGAUGGUUUUUUUUCCCUUCCAGAAAAUAUUAAAAAUACAUUUUUGGAAGGAUUUUAAACAUCUUGUUUUUGGGGGGACAUUGUUGGCCUUUGGGCUCCAUUAAAACCACAAAGACACAGGUUCAAAUAUUACAAUUUUUCAUGCUGCACCUGUUAAAACCACUGUCUGUGCAUUUACAUCCGGAGUCUGGUCACUGAUGAAAACAACAUAAACUCUGCGCUUGCUUCUGCCUCAUACAAUCUCACCUUCCGUCUCACUUCCUCACCCCCUCAUUUGUAAAAAUAGACCUCUCCUCUCGCUCCUUAUUCUAACGAGCCACAGGGGCGAUAUGUCGGGGGGGGGGUGUGUUUCAGGGCUGCGCAGGUACAUUCAAAAAAGGAAAACAUGUAAAAGACGAUGCUGCUGAACUAUGCAAUACCUCUGCUCCUACCGCGGCAUCCCAACUGCUGUCAAAGAACGUCUACUAUGUCCUUGGCAUUGUCGUCACCUUCUUGGCCCCUUUUCUCUCUGAUGAAUAUACUUUAUGAAUGCAGGGACUUAUGGUUCUAAAAUAGAGCAUGACCCAAUUUAAAAAGCAAUAGCAGGAGAGAUCUGAUAUAGCUCCCACCAUGUAUGAUCUGCAGUACAUCUGUUAUUUUAAUGGAGGGAUUACAUGUAGUGUUUUACUUGUUGCAGACUGAUUUAGAAACAGGUGGAUCCUACUUCUUCUUCUUCUUCUGCUUCUUCUUUUCUCCGUCUUCUCCAUCUUCUUAUUCUUCUUCUUCUCCUGGCUACACUUGUAUGUUUUUAGUAAAAUAAGCUGACCUCAAAAUAAAACGAGCUUUAGUGAAACUUAAUUAUGUUAAAGCAAUUUAAACACUUUAAAGUAUUUCACAGUCUUGCAUUUGAAACAUUACUAUCGUGUUUAAUAACAUCCAUGUCAUGUCUAUGUUUAUGAAUUAUUAUUUAAGACGAAAAGUGAGCUUGACAAUCGGUCAUGCUGCUAAUUUCAAGCUGAAAUAACUGGAAAAAGCCAUUUUGCCGUGGCUUCUCUGUACUGUACGUUUGACGUUACCUUGUUUUCGAAUGCUUUCAAAGCCAUGAUUAUAAUUUUUUUUAACACCACACUGAAGUUGCUUGCAUCCCUGUAGAGAAAUGUUUGUUUCUCAAUUAAGAUCAAAUUGUACUGUAUGAGCUAAUUUGAUUAAUGUUAAAGACCUUUUUCCUCUCCCAGCCAUUGUAUUGCCUGUUUUACAUGUUAAAUUAUAUUUCCAUGUGUAUGUUGACCUCUAUUUCAUUGAGCCAUAGAAGUUCAAUAAAACUAGAUUGUA